Molecule: messenger RNA, 891 nt
Organism: Eruca vesicaria subsp. sativa (arugula)
Lineage: Eukaryota; Viridiplantae; Streptophyta; Magnoliopsida; Brassicales; Brassicaceae
Source: the annotation of a GenBank genome assembly
AUGGCUCCGGGAAUUUCGAGUGACGAAAUUCCAGUGAUAUCUCUCUCUGGAAUCGAUGAUGUUGGUGGGAAAAGAGAAGAGAUGUGCUGUCAGAUCGUGGACGCUUUCGAGAACUGGGGCAUGUUCCAAGCGGUCGACCAUGGUGUCGAUACAAAUUUGAUGGCUGAUAUGACUCACCUUGCGAGAGAUUUCUUUGCCUUAACUACUGAGGAGAAGCUGCGUGGUGGUAAGGGCGGCUUCAGCGUCUCUAGUCACCUCCAGGGAGAGGCUAUGAAGGACUGGAGGGAGAUAGUGCUCUAUUCCACGUACCCUGUGAGUAACAGAGACUACUCAAGGUGGCCAGAUAAGCCGGAUGGAUGGUUAAAAGUGACGGCUGAGUAUAGCGAGAGGCUGAUGUGUUUGGCUUAUAAGGUCCUUGAGGUUUUGUCUGAAGCUAUGGGACUUGAGAAAGAUGCCCUAAAAAAUGCAUGCGUUGAUAUGGAGCAGAAAAUCGUUGUUAAUUAUUUCCCAAAACGCCCUAAACCUGACCUAGCACUCGGGAUGCGUCACACUGACCAUGGAACUAUAACUUUGCUACUCCAAGACCAAGUCAGUUGCUUACAAGCUACAAGGGACAACGGCAAGACAUGGAUUACGGUUCCCUUAGUUCCAGGAGCGCUUGUCAUCAAUCUCGGUGACAUUGGUCACUACCUGAGCAACGGGAGGUUCAUGGCUUCCGACCAUCAGGCGGUGGUGGACUCAAACUCUAGCAGACUGUUCAUAAACACAUUCCUCUUUCCGGCUCCCCAUGCCACCGUGUAUCCGCUAAAAGUAAGAGACAAAGAGAAGGCAAUCAUCGAGGAGCCAAUCAGUUUUGAAGAGAUAACUAAGAAAAAGCUAGAAGAUCUCUAG